AUGAGGAGAAUCCAGGAGCAGUUGAGGGUGGAUCUGACAAGAGUCUAUAUUAACCCUACUGUGGACCUUGUGAAGCCAAUCCCUGCAAAGAGGCUUAUCCUCAUGGACAAUGUAGUGACCAGCGCCAAGAGACUCCCAAAUCUUACGCAUCCUGGCCAAAAUCUGCUUUCCAUGAGCAAAAAGGACGAAAACAUUCUUGCCAACAGGAUCUUUGGUGCUUGGGUCGACAAUGGGUUAAUCAACCCCCGACCGGUUCAUAUAAAGGUUGCCUGUCAAUAUUCGCUAAAACCUCCUUUCGGAUGCAGCAAUCUCAUCUCUGCGAAUCGCCGUAGCAACGAAGCCAAUAUUCGUCGUCUGGAACAUCAUAUCUCCACGCCCAGCGCUACCAGUGGGAGUGGACUUCCCGACGUCUUCUAGUAAAGGUGUAGUGGGCUCACCAGUGCGACCACGGCGGAUCUCCACGUCACGGCAAUGAGCAGGAUCAAUGAAUCCUCCAGCCUCGCUCAAUGCCUAGCGAAACUCAACGAGUUCAACCCAUCGUUUCUGAAGAGUCUCAUGGACUAA
Molecule: messenger RNA, 564 nt
Organism: Tuber aestivum (summer truffle)
Lineage: Eukaryota; Fungi; Ascomycota; Pezizomycetes; Pezizales; Tuberaceae
Source: the annotation of a GenBank genome assembly